Messenger RNA from Chlorella variabilis, 1546 nucleotides. RefSeq lists its product as hypothetical. Gene Ontology annotation, molecular function: carbohydrate binding; alpha-glucosidase activity. Gene Ontology annotation, biological process: carbohydrate metabolic process; N-glycan processing. The transcript has 10 exons. The record is from RefSeq and is a predicted model, not a curated record. NCBI's taxonomy places the organism in Eukaryota, Viridiplantae, Chlorophyta, Trebouxiophyceae, Chlorellales, Chlorellaceae. The annotation marks the transcript as partial.
AUGAGUAGAGGCGCGGCAGUGCUGCUGCUGCUCCUAGCGUCGGCGGUGGCCACCGUGCAGGGCUUCAAGGCGGAGGAGUUCAAGAAGUGCGAGGAUGCGGCCUUCUGCAAGCGCCUGCGAGGCAACACCAGCGAGGCGUUUGUGCUGCUGCCAGACUCGGUCAAGGUGGAGGGGGCGCGGGUCACCGCCACCGUCCAAAACACGCAGAACGCGAACGGCACCUUCUCCCUGGUGCUCACCGCAUACGGCGACACCCUGCGCCUGUUCAUCGACGAGGCGCCCGAGAAGGGCCGCUGGCAGGUGCCAGACGUGCUGUUGCCGGGGCUGGAGCAGCGGGAGCAGGCCUGGGAGGUGGUGAAGAAGAGCCACACCAAGCUGCGCGUGCGCUGCGGCGCGGCCGAGGCCGAGCUGCGCACCAGCCCCGCUCAGCUGGAGGUCAGCGUGGGCGGCACGCCCGCGCUCGUGUGGAACGCCGGCAAGCAGUUCAUCUUUGAGCACCUGCGGGAGCAGCAGGAGGGGGACCCCGAGGGGUGGUGGGCUGAAAACUUUAAGACCCACCACGACAGCAAGCCCAAGGGCCCCGCCGCCAUCUCCUUUGACGUCCACUUCCCGGGCACCCGCCACCUGUACGGGCUGCCCGAGCGCGCCAGCAGCCUGGCGCUGCAGCCCACGCGCGGCCCCGAGGGCCCGCUGUCGGAGCCGUACCGCCUGUACAACCUGGACGUGUUUGAGUACCUGCACGACUCCCCCUUUGGCCUCUACGGCGCCAUUCCGCUCAUGCUGGCACACCGCCCGGAGCAGACUGUGGGCGUGUUCUGGCUGAAUGCUGCGGAGAUGUACGUUGAUGUGAGCCAGGACGAGGGCGGCGCGUCCACGCAGUGGCUGGCCGAGAGCGGCGUGGUGGAUGUGUUUGUGUUUGUGGGGCCGCGCCCCGCUGACGUGGCGCGCCAGAUGGCGGCGCUCACCGGCGGCUCCGCCCUGCCCCAGAUGUUUGCGCUGGGCUACCACCAGUGCCGCUGGAACUACAAGGACGAGCAGGACGUGGCGGCCGUGGACGGCGGCUUUGACGCCCACAACAUCCCCUACGACGUGCUCUGGUGCUGGCCGGGAUCCUCCUCCUACCUGGACAUGGUGAACGGCGAGGUGCGGGACUGGUGGUCCCACCAGUUCUCCACCAGCGUGUACAGCGGCAGUACCAAGCACCUGUACAUCUGGAACGACAUGAACGAGCCCAGCGUGUUCAACGGGCCAGAGAUCACCAUGCACAAGGACAACCUGCACCUCAACGGUACCGCGGAGCACCGCGACGUGCACAACGUGUACGGCUACUUCUACCACAUGGCCACCGCAGACGGGCUGAGGAAGCGCGGGUUUGAGGAGUGGGGCCCCGACGGCGACCGCCCCUUUGUGCUGUCCCGCGCUUUCUUCGCCGGCACGCAGCGCAUCGGCGCCAUCUGGACGGGAGACAACGAGGCCACCUGGGAGCACCUCAAGGUGUCUGUGCCCAUGCUGCUGGCCAUCAACAUCGCGGGCCUGCCCUUCUCAG